AGAUUAACCAACGUUUUCCUUUGACACAAACCCCGGAACGGAUGGCGAUGAAGUGGUUACGUUUUUCGCUCCUCGUCUUGGGGGUUUUCUCGCUGUACUGCGCCACGUCUGGUGACAGCAGUGGCGUGAAAAAGAUGAAAAUGCAGUUCGCGACGGGGCCACUUCUUAAAUUCCAGAUUUGCAUUUCCUGAGGGUACAAGCGGGUGUUUGAGGAGUACACGCAGGCCUUGUACCAGCGGUACCCAGACAUCCGCAUUGAAGGGGAGAACUAUCUUCCUAUUCCCCUCUACCGACACAUUGCUUCCUUCCUUUCUAUGUUUAAACUGCUGGUGAUUGGGUUGAUUAUUAUCGGCAGGGACCCAUUUGCUCUUUUUGGUAUGCAAGCCCCAGGUAUUUGGGAGUGGGGCCAGGCAAAUAAGAUUUAUGCCUGCAUGAUGGUGUUCUUCCUUAGCAAUAUGCUCGAAAACCAGUUAAUGUCUACAGGAGCUUUUGAAAUCACAUUAAAUGAUGUUCCAGUGUGGUCAAAACUAGAGUCAGGUCAUUUGCCCUCCAUGCAACAGCUUGUGCAAAUCCUGGACAACGAGAUGAAAAUGAACGUGCACAUGAACACAAGACCACAUCACCACUCCUAACCCUGCCCGUUGUUUCCUGGCUGGAGCUACAAACCCCUCCAUGUUUGAGGUGGGUUUCUCACCGGGCUGUGAAGUGAUGUUUAUGAAGGUCUGCGCUGAAGGCAGCAAGACUGUUAGCGCAGACUGGAUGCCCCCAUCACCCUUCACUGUGCCCCUUUGAGAUGCCCCGCCCCUGACGCCAGAGUGGGAUCCAUGGCAACAGUGCCGGUCAUUUUCUUGUAAUAUUCAUUCUACUUCAGAUUUCAUCCAGAUGACAUCAGUGGUCUCAUGAGAAGAGAUUUAACAUUGAUUCUUACAGUCUUUAACUUGUUGCAUAAAAUUAAUCUAUGUGAAUAAACCAACCCUGUCAUUUGUACCACUGAGCCAUAUGUAGAAUUUUAAUUUUAUUGUUCUAUGAGUAACUUAGCCAUGUAGAAAAUGCAACACGUAAAAUGUUAUCACUGUUGUGAAACUAUAAUUGGGGAGUUGUGUCUUGGUAUGAUUUCUGAAUAAUUUUUAUAUUUACGGAACUUGGAGAAAGCUACAAUGAUUAAUUAAUAAAACAUAUUGUAACUAACUGUGAA
Sphaeramia orbicularis (orbiculate cardinalfish) is the source of this 1195-nucleotide messenger RNA. RefSeq names its product selenoprotein T, 1a (gene selenot1a). The transcript is spliced from 6 exons. Gene Ontology annotation, molecular function: thioredoxin-disulfide reductase (NADPH) activity. The record is from RefSeq and is a predicted model, not a curated record. Gene Ontology annotation, biological process: cell redox homeostasis. Lineage: Eukaryota; Metazoa; Chordata; Actinopteri; Kurtiformes; Apogonidae. Gene Ontology annotation, cellular component: endoplasmic reticulum membrane.